Molecule: messenger RNA, 396 nt
Organism: Symbiodinium natans
Lineage: Eukaryota; Dinophyceae; Suessiales; Symbiodiniaceae
Source: the annotation of a GenBank genome assembly
AUGCAGGGCCGAGGCGGCUGUGGCAACGGAGGGCGCGCCUCCAAGUGCUCACACGCCGGCUGGCGGAAGUGCAAACCCAGUCAGUGGCAUCGCCGCACCGGUGGGCGGUAUCGCCACUACGGUAAGUGGCAUUGCACUCCACGAUGCUCGCUCACUGCCUCCCAUGUCGUAGAAACGCCAUCAACGGCAUGUCCUGCAGAGGAGGCUGUGCACGAUGACCCACACGAAGAGGAUGAGCUUCUGCGGGGGAGCGAUUCGGGCGAUGACGCGGCCGAGUCGAGUGCCAUCGAGGCAGCUUCGGACGAGGACCAAGGCUACUGGAGCGACUCAACCGUGGAGUCGCUGUACCAGCGGUCCUCGCGGAAGGAGCCCGCCCAAAGGCCGAAACUUCUGUGA